CGACUACGGUGCUUUCCUCCGGAGGAGCUGGAGGUAUUAGCGCAAAGAGACAAAGGGUGCCAAAUUAGUCGGUGCUAGCUAACGCGUCCGGUAGAAGGUGGAGAACGUACGACUCACUCACACGUUCGGCAUUUUUCGGAGAUCAUACGGAGACGGAACAUUGGUAAUUAUUGAUGCGCACUAGCAGACCGAAGAAGGGAGAUCUGGCAAAGUACACUGCGGUUUUUAAUAUUGGAUUCAUACUCUCUCCAUUGUCUUCACUGCUUCAAACAAAGAGAGAAAUAUGGAGCUUUUGUUUAGAAUAGCCUUGUCCUGUGUGAGUCUCUCAAUGGUAGCAGGGGUGACCAUGAUUCAGUUGUCACUCUUGAGCUACCAUAAUCCCACUAGCCAACUGAGUGGAGGGGACUGCUGCGAUGCCGGUGGAUCGGAGGUAUGCAGAGACAAGUGUGAUAACAGGUUCGAGAUCUGCGUCUCUCGUCCGGGGAGUGACGUCGACAUGACAUUGUGCUCUUUCUUCUCGGCGAAUACGACGAAGAUAGUGGACAACUCGGAUGAAAUCACGUUUCCUACUUCCUUACUGAUGCAAGAUGGCAGCAGUCUUCCGAAUCCAUUGACUAUCUCCAUACCUGAUGCAUGGGAAGGCGUUCGAUUCAAGGUGCGCGUCUGGGACGUCGACGUAGUGGGUGAGCAAGAAGUGGAUAUUUUGACGAAAAAUAUCAAUUAUUACCCAGACCCCAACCUUGCGUACACUGUCCAAUGGAAACCCACGCUGUCUGGAAUAGAAGAUGCAAGGUUGAAGACAGGAAUGAGAGUAUACUGUGGAGAUGGGUACUUUGGCCCUCGGUGUCAUAUCUACUGUGUGGAUAGUGCUACAUACACCUGUGAACCAUUCACGGGUAAGAAGCUUUGUGUACCAGGUUACGGCGGCAAAGAGUGUGACGAGGACAUAGCUGAAUGUGCAUCAUCCCCGUGCCAACAAGGAGGUGCAUGCAUCGACCUGGUGAACAGUUACCGUUGCGAAUGUAUUCCAGGGACCUUUGGUACUCUGUGUGAAAACAACCAUAACGAAUGUACCAGUGUAACAUGUGAGAACGGUGGCACUUGCCAAGAUCAACUCAAUGAUUUUGAGUGCACCUGUACAGAGAAUUUCCAAGGUCGUUUCUGCGAGGUCCUUAUAGACGAAUGCAUCGGUGAUCCUUGUCUAAAUGGUGCUACUUGCGAGGAUGGUAUUCGUGAUUACAGUUGCAUUUGUGCUGCGGGUUAUCAAGGAAGAGACUGUGAGAUUGAUAUCGAUGAAUGCACGAGCUCUCCAUGUUUAAACGGGGGAACAUGUGAAGACAAGGUUGCAGGUUUUGAGUGUAAAUGUGUUCCAGGCUUUGUGGGAGACCUGUGUCAGGUAAACGUGGACGAAUGUGAUAGCAUGCCUUGCAAGAAUGGUGGUUCCUGCAACGAUCUCAUAAAUUCCUUUGAGUGUGCCUGUGCUGCUGGUUAUGAGAACAUCUUCUGUGAGGAUAACAUUGAUGAAUGCCUCUCGUCACCGUGUCAAAAUGAUUCCCCAUGCAUUGAUGGUAUAGCAAGCUACACCUGUGAGUGUAACCCUGGAUUUCAAGGAGUCCACUGUGAAAUCAAUAUUGAUGAAUGUGCCAGUAGUCCGUGCACGCACCAAGGUACCUGUCAGGACAUGGUGAAUUCCUUUGGAUGCAUCUGUCAACCAGGGUUCAACGGCACCCUCUGCGAGAACAACAUCGAUGAAUGCCUUGGAAAUCCUUGUCAAAAUGGCGGCACUUGUGGGGAUUUGAUAAAUGAUUUUGUUUGUGACUGUGUAGAAGGUUUCGAAGGAGCAUUGUGCCUUACAAACACUGACGAAUGUCUCAGUGCCCCAUGUCAAAACGCAGGAUCAUGUUUCGAUGAGGUGAACGGCUUUUCAUGUAUGUGUGCGGCAGGGUUCAGUGGCACAUUUUGUGAGAUAAACAUUGCGGAGUGUGUUAGUCAGCCCUGUUUAAACAGUGGCGUAUGUGACGACGGCAUAAACCAAUUUACUUGUCAUUGUCCAGAUGGUUUUCACGGUUUGCUCUGUGAGAGCAACACGGACGACUGCGCCAUCAAUCCCUGUAUCAAUAAUUCAACAUGUGUUGACAAGAUCGAUGCCUUUGUAUGCGUCUGUACGGAAGGAUUCGAGGGUAUGUACUGUGAGGUUAACACUAACGAAUGUCAAAGUAACCCUUGUAGUAACGGAGCAUCCUGCUUGGACGACAUCAAUGGAUACAGUUGCCAGUGCGCAGAAGGAUUCGAUGGGAUUCACUGUACAAAUAACAUCGACGAGUGCUCCAGUAAUCCCUGCGAAAACAGUGGCACGUGCCUUGACCAAGUUAAUGGCUUCAUGUGCACUUGUCCUAGUGGAUUUGACGGGCUAACAUGUGGGAAUAACAUCGAUGAAUGCACAAGCCAACCUUGUCAAAAUGGCGGCACCUGCACCGAUGGCAUCAACAACUAUACAUGUGAAUGUACUCCAGGUUUCAAUGGAAUUGAGUGUCAAUUUAAUAUUGACGAAUGUCAAAGUUCGCCAUGCCAACAUGAAUCCACCUGUGUGGACGCGUUUAAUAGAUUUCAUUGUCAAUGCAAAGCGGGUUUCCAGGGAGCCAUGUGUGAAGUUAACAUUGAUGAAUGCACAAGUCAUCCUUGUUUAAACAACGGAACCUGUCAUGACGAAAUCAACAGCUACACAUGCGAAUGUAUCCCUGGUUUCAUUGGUGUUCACUGUGAAACCGAUGUAGACGAAUGCAGCAGUUUGCCCUGCCAGAAUAGUGCUACUUGCGUCGACAAGGUCAAUGGAUUCAUGUGCCAGUGCAAACCCGGGUUUGAAGGAACUCUUUGCGACGUUAACACUGAUGAAUGUAGUAGUUCACCAUGCUUCAACAUGGCUACUUGUCAUGAUUUGACAAACGCCUACAGAUGUAACUGUGCUCCUGGAUAUAAUGGUGUUCACUGCGAACAUAACAUUGAUGAAUGCGAAAGUACACCCUGCCAACAUGGCUCUACCUGUGUUGAUGAGGUGAAUGGCUUUAACUGUGAGUGUACUCCAGGGUUUGUAGGAACGCUCUGCGAAAUUAACAUCGACGAAUGCGCGAGUCAGCCGUGUUUCAAUAACGGUACAUGCCAUGAUGGAAUUAAUAACUAUACUUGUGAUUGUCUUCUGGGUUUCAGUGGCAGCCGAUGCAAGAUUGACAUCGAUGAUUGUGAAAGUUCUCCUUGCCAACACGGCUCGACAUGCAUGGACGAAAUAAAUGGAUUCCAUUGUCAAUGUGCACCAGGUUAUGAAGGCACAUUCUGCGAAGUUGAUAUAAACGAAUGCCUUAACAAUCCAUGCAAAAACGGAGGUGCAUGUGUAGAUUUGAUCAAUACUUAUGAAUGCAAUUGCAUGGAUGGUUGGGAAGGAGCUCGCUGCGACAACGACGCUGAUGAAUGCAUUAGUAACCCCUGCCAAAAUGGAGGUACUUGCAGAGACCAAGUAGACGGAUAUCAGUGUGCUUGCGACCUCGGCUUUACAGGGUUAACGUGUGAAACCGACAUCAAUGAGUGUUUAGAGGACCCUUGUUUAAAUAAUGGUACAUGUGAAGAUGGUAUCAAUAGUUUCACAUGUCAUUGCACACUUGGAUUCACUGGCAAAACAUGUGAAGAAAACAUAGACGACUGUUCACCUAACCCGUGCAGGCAUGAUGCAACAUGUCUAGAUGAUGUUAAUCACUAUAUCUGUUUAUGCAGACAUGGCUAUGAAGGUAAGAACUGUGAAACUGACAUUGACGAUUGCUUGAACUCCCCCUGCCUGAACAACGCCACGUGUAUUGACAAAGUGAAUAAUUUCGCAUGCGAUUGUACGGCGGGAUACGAGGGUCAAUUGUGCGAGCAAGAUACCGAUGAAUGCGCUAGCAUACCCUGCUCGAACGGUGGCAAUUGCACUGAUUUAGUUAAUGGAUACAAGUGCCUCUGUGAUUCCGGAUUUGAAGGCAUGAACUGUGAAGUCAAUAUCGACGAAUGCAGCAGUAUCCCCUGUCAACACGGAGGUACAUGUCAGGAUCUCACCAAUUCAUUCCAGUGUUCUUGCCAGGAAGGUUACGACGGACCUACAUGUCAGAAUAACAUUGACGAUUGCCAGCCUAAACCAUGCCAGAAUGAAGGUCUCUGCAUAGAUGGAAUCGCUUCAUACCAAUGCCGUUGCCUACCUGGAUUCGAGGGCAUCACUUGUGGAAUCAACAUACAAGAAUGCGACUCGUCACCAUGUCGUGAGAACCAUACGUGUGUGGAUGAGAUCAACGGUUAUCAUUGUCUGUGUCUUCCUGGGUUCGAAGGUGUUCAGUGUGAGGUGGAGACGAAUGAAUGCAUGUCAGUCACUUGCAGAUACGGAGGGACGUGUUUGGAUCAUGUCAACAGCUUCACCUGUGCCUGUCCAUAUGGUACGACUGGAAACUUCUGCGAGACUGUUUUGGAUUUCUGUAUCAGCCAUCCGUGUUCAAACAACGCAACGUGUUCAAGCACUGAAAAUGGGACGAGUUGCAUCUGCCCUCUAGGCUACACCGGUGUGUUCUGCGAAUCCUUGGAUCUUGGGCUGUGUGGCACAUCCUGUGUUAAUGGCCGGUGUGCAGUCUCGUUUAGUCCUGAAGGAGGAGUUAUCCACACGUGCCUGUGUGACGAAGGCUUCGUAGGGACCGAUUGCGAUAUGGAAGUGAUGUCUAUCUCUUCAAACAUCCUCCUCACGAAUCAUCAUCCUACAAACAACAUGGUGGAUGUAGCGACGAUGCUGAGCAAAAUUUUCAAGAUGUCAUAUGGAGAUAGCCUCAAAGAGCCUAAAAACAUCGAAGUAGUCAUCAUUGCGUCUUCGAACGAAAGUUCCCAACUUUCAGGGAGCCCAUACACAAACACAACAUUCUAUACGAUGGUGAACAACAAACCACUUACUCAAGACGAGCUGGAGAGACUCUUGAAUUCGAUGCCAAACGAGGAGAAGGACGUUAUCAUGACUCCAUACGAAGUAUUUGAAGAUACCCCGAGAGUGCCAGAAGAGAGCGGAAAGAAGGCUGGAUGGGGUUGGAGUAACUGGUUGAUACUAGUCACCCUAGUCUCCAUCAUCAUAUUCCUACUGAUCGUCAUCGGAUGUGUAAUAUCCAGAUAGUACACAAUUCCUUUGCGUUUUUUUUUUUUUAUAUUUGCCGUUCGACAGUUUUUAUAUAACUAAUUGGAGAGAUCUUCCCUUUAUAAUGCUUUCGCCUUUUAAUAAUAUUUAACAUUUGUCAUCAUAAUUUCUGUCUGUGUCCUGUCUUGCUCUUGAUAUAGCCUUGGCCGCUUCAUCGUUGGUAUAUCUUCUUAUUGCUACCGUUAGUCACGGUACUGUUUAUCAUCAUCAUCAUCGCUAUUAUAAUCAGGUAGAGAGGCAAUGCUGCAUGAUGCAUUAUCGUAACGACGCAUCUUUAAAAAAAGAGUUUGCAUUUUGAUUUUUGAUGAUUUUGAGAACGAAAAUGUAUAUUUUUCGUUUUGAUAAGUUAAUGAUAUAAAAGACACUUAUAGUUUGAAUGCAUUUAAUCGACAGCAUGGAAAGAAAACAGAUGGGAGACAAAAUGUUUUCAAUUGCAAUCGAGGAAGAAGAAGAAAUGAGAAAUCAGCCAUGCAGUUGUAUUUAAAGGUGACUGAAUACUGAAAAGAAAAUGGCGAAUGAUAAAGUACACACAGAAAGAGAGAAAUGUAUAGUAAAAUAUUCAUGUCGAGUAGAAGGAUUUCGAAGAUAGGUUAAAUGAUAGUUAAAGGUUCAAACACUUGCACUAUGCCUGCUACUUUCCAUUUGCAUUAAUAUGUAUCAAAAGUGCAUGCAGAAAUACUGUUGAAAUGUUCAAAAGAAUAAAUCAUUCCAAAAAAGAAAUCAAAAUAAACUAACGAUCAACAUUCCCUAUCAUAUGCUUCAUAAUUGAUAUGGAGUAUUGUAUGGUGUCAGUAGUACUGUCAACAUUGGGCUUCAGCCUUGCAUGGUAAUAACCAAACCUUUGCCUUUAGCAUGUCUAUAAGCUAUUAGGUAGUUCCUAUUCACUCCGAUUUAAUCUCUGGUAUUAGGUGUUUGUUCUCAAACUUCCUAUAUAAAUCUGGUAAAGCAUAUAAGUUUGUUUCUUGCAUGUUUAUUUUUUUUAUUUUGGUUUAAUGGGUUCGUAAGUAGUUCGCAUCAUGUCUUACUUCCCCUGCACGACUUUCAUUAUGAAAUGAAAAAAUAUAUAGAAGGUAGUCCAAUUUCGUUUCUCAUCCUCUCCCUAUAUUUCAGCAAAUUAAAGAAAGAACCUGUCCAGUAGUAGGUUUUAAGCAGUGAGUGAUUCUCAAGAAAAGAUUGGACAGGUUUAGCAGAGAAGUCUGGAUAUUGCACUCUCUUCGUUCUUCAGUCAUCGUGCUUUGUUUAAGUCAUUAUACCAAAUGCAAUGAAUU
This is a messenger RNA of Strongylocentrotus purpuratus (purple sea urchin), 6456 nucleotides long. RefSeq names its product fibropellin-1. Gene Ontology annotation, cellular component: protein-containing complex; plasma membrane. The transcript has 11 exons. The coding region runs from base 284 to 5167 and encodes 1627 amino acids. Lineage: Eukaryota; Metazoa; Echinodermata; Echinoidea; Camarodonta; Strongylocentrotidae. The record is from RefSeq and is a predicted model, not a curated record. Gene Ontology annotation, biological process: establishment or maintenance of epithelial cell apical/basal polarity; heterophilic cell-cell adhesion; cell communication. Gene Ontology annotation, molecular function: calcium ion binding.